AAUAGAUCGACUCAGGCGCACGCCGUUCGCGCAAGGAUCCAUGGAGCGUUCCUAAUUUAAAAAUCGAACUUUCAAACUGAAAUGGAACUUUUUAUAGAAUUCUCUCGAUCAAAAUAACUGUUAAGUGAACAAAAUGGAAUUCAAUAUGAAGUUUAGUGUUGUGUGUGUGUUAGUGUUAUGUAGUUUUACUUACGGUUUCGUGGACGAUAUCCCUAAAAUAUCGAAGCUAUGCUGCGACCAGGGCACGUCGUACGCCAGGCUGCAUACGUCAGAGGACUGCAAAUCAUCAGCUCCGCCGGCUGUGGCACGGGAUUUGGGCCCACUGUGCUUGUAUGCCAUGGAUGCUUGCUGUAAACAGUAUUUCCAGAAGAAGAAAGAGUGCGACACAGGUGUCGACAUUGCAACGAGCACACAAAAUUGUGACGGGACCAUUGAUACCGUACAAUCAUGCUGCAACGAGUGCAAGAGAGGGGUAGAAGCUGCCGGCAGUGGCAACUCCUGCAGUGCCCCAGAAGGAGAAAGCCAAGACCAAUUGCUUUCUGGAGACGCGUUUAAGCAGUGUUGUGUGAAAACCGUCGACCAUAAUAAGAAGUUGCAUAUAGAGCCUUUGAACCACACGACCGCGGGGAAGCCUGCGCAUCAUGUGUACCCUGCUAUACCUUCAUCAAAAGAGGUAUCCUCGCUGUGUGAAGAGUAUGCUCCGAACGAGCUCUGCGCGCACCACUGUAUCCCAGUACCGGGCUCGUAUAAAUGCGAGUGUAACCCAGGAUACAAGCUCAUGCCUGAUGGGAAGAACUGCAAGGAGGUGACGAAAAACCGCUGCAAACCCCGUAACCCCUGCCAGCAUAAAUGCUACGAUAACGGCGGAACCGAUGUCCAGUGCUCGUGUAAACGGGGGUACGAGCUGAUGGCUGACGGAAAAAGUUGUCAAGAUAUAGAUGAGUGCACGCACGCCCCGCCGGUGUGCCUGCCCGGUACGAAGUGCUACAAUGUCCACGGCUCCUACAAGUGUAUUCCAGUGAAGAGCCAUGCUGCUGAGAAGGGACAGUGCCCUCCAGGGUUCACCAGGAAUCUAGUUAACUUUGCUUGUGAUGACGUCAACGAAUGCCUCCUUUCGAGUCCCCCCUGCCCGUCGUACCUCUGCGAGAACACUAUAGGGGGGUACAAGUGCGACGGCGUGUCGGGAGACCCGGCGAACUUGGCCAACAGACCCAGGGUUGUUGAAGAGAGGUGCCCCACUGGGUUCAAGACUGGCAUGAAUGAGGAAUGUGAUGACGUGGACGAGUGUGCAGAACACAAGGAUGAUUGCAACCAUCUCUCUCAGUUUUGCAUCAACACCCACGGCUCCUUCUAUUGCCAAGAUCAGGCCUCCAAAUACUGCCCGCCAGGAUUCAAGAUUAACCCUAGAACGAACAUGUGUGAAGAUAUUAAUGAAUGCGAAGACGAGGAGCUGUGUGGAGAUUUAACGUGCACUAAUCUAUUAGGACAGUACACGUGUCAACAGAAACGGGACAGGAAAAAAAAUCAAUGUCCCGAUGGUAUGCGACUAAGAAGAGGAACUAGUAUUUGCGAAGAUAUUGACGAAUGUUUGGAAGGCACCCAUCUCUGCGACCAGUACCAGACCUGUCACAACACCAACGGGAGUCACGAAUGUCGAUGCAAGCAGGGCUUCGAAGCUGAUUUGCUGACUGGAGCAUGCGUUGAUGUUAACGAAUGUGCGAGUGAAAGUCAUGACUGCGUCCCUCAGUCGCAGCGCUGCGACAACACUGUGGGAUCUUAUCUAUGCAUCCGUAUCACAUCCUGUGGUACAGGCUACAUUCUUCAACAUUCAACGGGACAAUGUGAAGAUAUAAACGAGUGCGCGCUUGGCCAGGACGACUGCAAGCGGCUCGGGCCUAACUUCAAGUGUAUGAACAUCCCUGGGUCCUUCCGGUGCUCCCGGGUCCUACCCAGCACCACCACCACUACGCUUAACCCGGAUUAUGAAUAUUAUUACGAUUCCGACGAAGAAGAAAUUAACGGAACUCUACCAGAAACGACCAGUGCAAAACCAGAACCAUCCACACCUAAACCAGAACCAUCCACACCUAAACCAGAACCCAUACCAACCAGUCCUUCUCCACCUACAACCUCAUCAACAACCCCAGAAACGAGAUCAGAGCGCCCUGAAGACAACUUCGUCUUCACAGACAAGGACCCAGACACCAGAGACUUCAACUUCGGACCGAUACCCACACCAUCUACUUAUUACGAAACCAGCCAAGAACCAGAGAAGCCACAGCCUAAAGAAGAACAACCACAAGAAUCAGAGAAGCCACAGCCUAAAGAAGAGGAACCACAAGAACCAGAACCACCUAAACCUGAAGAAAGACCAAUUGAACCACGACAACCUGAUCUAGUUGAACCACCAGUUCCUUUACCACCAGAAGUAAGGAUACCACCAACUAGUCCUAAAAUAGUAUUUGUUAAUAAGAAAGAUGAGGAUACGGCGACAGUAGAGGCUGAGAGGAGACAGGAUGGUUCAGUGUUCGUCGAUACACAGGACUUGCCUGAAGGGGAGUGGACGAAGAUUAAUGCGAAGCCUAUUCAGUGCCAGAUUGGGUUUGAGCUGGAUUCAUUUGGAGCUUGUUUUGACAUCGACGAAUGCGCCACCAACCGCCAUAUCUGCACCAGCUUCGAGACCUGCCGUAACACCAUGGGGGCCUACGUGUGCGAUUGCAACGAGGGUUACAGAAGAGACCUGUUCACCGGCAUGUGUGGGCCCAUACCUACCACGACACCAGUCACUACUCCACCAACGCCAGCUACUACUCAGAGUACAACUGUGGCUCCAACUAAAGCUACUACACCAAAGUAUGAUUAUUGGGGUUCCCAUCGUAAAUUGCCACGGCCAUUCCGACCCCGGAUUCGUUGUGACGUGGGCUACCAUCUUAAUCCUACCACGGACCAGUGCGAAGAUGUGAACGAGUGCGUGAACGGCCAGGCCAACUGCGCCGCCGUGGAGAUCUGCGUGAACACGGAGGGCGGGUACCGGUGCGACUGUCCUCCGAACUGGGUGCUGGAUGCGACGCGCCACAGAUGCGUACCUGCCAGGAAUGUUCAUGGAUUCCCGCAUGGGUACGGGAAUGAGCCAGAAUAUCAACCUCCAAUCGAGCUGGAUCCUCCGGCGAAUAAGGGCACGAAGUACGUGAAGCCCAUAGUGACUGACCUGGGUAACCGACGGAAGGUUGAGUGCCAAUGGGGCUACAGGCUGGGAAUGGACAAUAUUUGCGAAGAUGUCAACGAAUGCGCCACUGGAGAAGCGAAGUGCGGACCAGAGCAGUACUGCACCAAUCUGCCAGGCGGAUACCAGUGCAGUUGUCCUAAAGGACACAGACUUGCUGGUGACCAUGAGUGUGCUGAUGUAGACGAGUGUGCUUUAGCUGGUAACCAGUCGAUAUGCUCCCAAAAUGCUAACUGUGUGAAUACAAUUGGCUCCUACCAGUGUCAUUGCCACACAGGGUUCAGAUCGGCACCCGCCAACGACAAGGUGUGUGUCGACGUAGACGAGUGUUCAGAGUCUCCAGUAGGCUCUCUGUGUGAACAGCGCUGCAACAAUGUCUGGGGCGACUAUAAAUGCUCCUGCCAUCGCGGGUACAGAUUGAAUAAAGACAACAGAACGUGUUCCGACGUAGACGAAUGCACAGAAUAUAAGUCCAAGAUCCUCUGCAUCGGACGCUGUGUGAACGAGCCUGGUAGCUAUAGGUGUACGUGCCCGGCGGGCUACAGACUCUCUGAAGACAAGAGGAGCUGUGUUGAUAUCGACGAGUGCGAAACAGGCGAAGCCCCUUGCGCUAGUACCGCGGGGACAGUCUACGGCGGCGUCAGUGACGUCUGUCUCAACACUCGCGGCGGAUACCGUUGCGAGAGAAUCACGUGUCCGAGAGGGUACCAGCUCGAAAGUAAACAUCGCUGCACAAAGAUUGAAAAGGUCUGUGCGCCCACAGACUGGGAGUGCGCGCAUCAGCCUACCACCUACUCCUUCAACUUCAUCACCUUCGUGUCCAAGUUGUACAUUCCUGAUAACAAGGUGGAUCUAUUCACAAUGAAAGGUCCAGCGUGGAAAGACGUGAGGGAAAACUUCGAGCUUCGACUAAAGGACGUGAACGCGCCGCCUACCGUCAAAGACAAAGCCGACAUCAACGCAUUUCUUUUGACGAAAACCGGGCACCAGGGUAUGGUGUCGCUGGUCCGGCCGCUGCAAGGCCCGCAGAGCAUCGAACUCGAACUGUCCAUGGAACUGUACAGUGGCGACAUCUUUGGAGGAAUCGCUGUCGCCAAACUGUUCAUCUUCGUAUCCGAACACGAAUUCUAGUCCUGGAUUUCACUUUAAUUUAACCCCUUUAGAAAUUUUGACCAAUAACUUUUUUAGAAUGAGUUAAAGUCACUUACGCGUUAUUGCUGUGGACAUCAUAAAAUAAUGAGAUGGUCUUUUAAUUGGCAAUUUAAAUUGAAUUAAUUAACAAACUUUUUGAUCAUCUUUUUGCGGUUUUCCAGAAUUAUUAAGACAAUCGAGCGUUAUUGUGAGGGCUCGAAUUCACUUUCUCGGAAAUGUAUUGUGCUAAGAGUUAAUUGGCUGUUAUAUAAAAUCGUAUGACAGCGACAACAUAAUAAAUCACCAUCAAUACUAUCAUGCUGUCCCUGUUACACGAUGUUAUAUAACAUUUAACAACAAUUUUCUCAUAAAUAGGCCUUAUAUUUUCAAACAUUUUGGGUACUUCUUAAUUAUUUGUGUAAUAAAAGCAUUAAAAAUGGUGCCCAAAUCGUUACUUUUCAUAAUGUCGACAGGAACGUUUAUUCCGAACGUUUAUGAUCUAUUUGCCAGCCAAAAACCGAACAUAAAGUUAUACGUGGGACACAAGGAGUUACAAGUUUGUCAAAAAUGAAAUUUUUGAUACAUUAAUUACACGGUUUGAUUGCGAAAGUGCGGUUUCGCACUACGUCCGAUCCGAACCCGUGAAAAUAUGUUUCAAUAAAGAAAUCGGAUGACGGAGAUCGGAUCUAGUGCUUAAAUUACCAUAUAAAUAGUUCUACGGUUAUUACGGACCAUAUUCGGAUCGGAUUCGGAUCGGACGUAGUGCGAAACCGCUCUAAGACUACGCCCGAAAUCUACCUGGGAAUUCAAAUCAUUUCCCAUUGAUCACCUGGGUGAUCUAAUGAGAUUCUCUUGGUGAUCGUAAUUUGAAUCAACAUCUUAAUAUUAAAUAUCGUAAGAUGUUAAUUCCGAUUUUGUUUGUGAGAAAAAAAAUCUGAAAGUUAUCUAGACUCGUAAAAAAUUAAAUUCGUUAUAUAGUUGGUCAAGCAAAUCUUAUCAGUAGAAAAAGGCGCCAAAUACAAUUUUUCUAUGGGACGAUAACUCUGCGCCUACAUUUUUAAAAUUUUCCGCCUUUUUCUAGUGACAAGAUUUGCUUGACCAGCUAUAUUUAUGUACGUAUUUUUUAUGUACGUAAAAUACAUUUUUGUUUUGUCUCCGUGAGAAUGAAUAUUUUUUGCUAGUUUAUGAAAAAUCAGUUUCACUUAGUUUUAAGCAAUGUGUUUUUUAAGUGAAAGUAUACGAAUACUUUAUUAUAUUUAGUAGAGAGGACAAUAAAUAUUUUUC
This is a messenger RNA of Cydia strobilella, 5638 nucleotides long. RefSeq names its product fibrillin-1-like. Gene Ontology annotation, molecular function: calcium ion binding. NCBI's taxonomy places the organism in Eukaryota, Metazoa, Arthropoda, Insecta, Lepidoptera, Tortricidae. The record is from RefSeq and is a predicted model, not a curated record. The transcript is spliced from 28 exons. Bases 134 to 4354 code for a protein of 1406 amino acids.